This is a messenger RNA of Lytechinus variegatus (green sea urchin), 4914 nucleotides long. RefSeq names its product adhesion G-protein coupled receptor G4-like. Gene Ontology annotation, cellular component: membrane. The coding region runs from base 1 to 4014 and encodes 1337 amino acids. The record is from RefSeq and is a predicted model, not a curated record. Lineage: Eukaryota; Metazoa; Echinodermata; Echinoidea; Temnopleuroida; Toxopneustidae. Gene Ontology annotation, molecular function: G protein-coupled receptor activity. Gene Ontology annotation, biological process: G protein-coupled receptor signaling pathway; cell surface receptor signaling pathway. The transcript has 19 exons.
AUGGUAAUGGCCUCGAUUCAGAGCACUCCGGAGUUCAACGGUAUCGUGACGCCUUGGGCUAGGCCUAAUGGCUGUGUGUGCAUAGGAAUUGGUCAUCCUUGCACGUUAGGCAUAUGCCAAGUAUCGUCUCAGAGUGGAACCGUCUCACGAACUACUAUAACAUCUACCAGACGAACAAUUAGCAGAACAAGAACGACUAUAGUAAGAACAAGGCAAAGACUCCCUUCAGGCAUUUCAUCCGACACUCGUCGCUGCCGACGACCACCGACUCUUACCGGUCUCAUCCAGUUCAUAACGAUUGAUCAGAAUGCCAAUUUCACGGAGAGCAGCAAGACAUUCCCGGCUAGAACGGUCAUCACACAUGCAUGCCAAGACCCCGGAAGGACACGACUGGUGGGGCCAACGACACGAACUUGUAUCAUGGGCGUAUGGACAGCGCCGGCACCAACAUGUCAAACUACGCAGGUCCAGUUAGUGGUGGCGACGACACCACGUCUCCCGCAGUCAUCGACAAGUGACGGUUCUUACGCCAUCUAUCUUACCCCUUACGUCACUAGUGUUGAUAUCUCUUGUAUCAUCAACCAAGGUGGAAGGCCCGAGUUGGUGGCCAAUCAAAUCUCAGAGACAUCACCUCGUCAUGUGAUUUUGAACGAAGUGGACGGAAGCCGACAGAUGACAAAAAUCAGGAUCACAUCUCCAGUCCCGUCUGAUGGCGGGACAUUCACCUGCGUUGAUUUGAGCAGGGCAAAUGAAAUGCAUUCUAUUGAUGUGGUCUUUGAUGAUCAAAGAUACGGACUCCAGGACCCUUGCCCAUCAGAUAUAAUUGUACCUACCGACUUCAACUCUACCCAUACGACGGUAACAUGGGAAAAGCCGUCACUGGUCAAUAGCCAACGCGAUAUUCAAUUGCUUUCAUACUACGAACCCGGCAAUCGGUUUAACCUCGGGAAGACAGAUGUCGUGUACAACGCGUCAGAUCUGCUUGGAAUGGCCGAAGUUUGCGUCUUCACGAUAACUGUCGAAGAUGUGGAGCCUCCUACCAUUCUAGGAUGCCCUGACGACAUGUUCGUUCCGACUGACCCUGGUCGAGCCAUGGCCCAGGUGUCCUGGGUGGGUCCUACUGCAAUCGACAACUCUGGUCAAGUUGAUCUAGCAACCAAAGCUAUUCCUGGUACCUACUAUGGCAUCGGGUCAUUCACGAUUGCAUACACAGCAACUGAUUCAGCGGGCAAUGAGGCAACAUGCUCGUUCAAUAUAAUGAUUGAAGACAGGGAACCACCUCAAGUGACAUGCCCUGAUGACAUUAUUGUGGAUACUAUACCCGGUACUUCGCAUUCCCGUGCGACCUGGUCAAGUCCUACUGUAACAGACAACUCAGGUCGUACUAUCAUCCUGAAAGAUCCUGGUACAGAUGGCGUGUUCAUCUAUGGCAUCUCCAAUCGCACCUACUCUGUGCGGGAUGGCACAGGUAACAUCGCGAAUUGCACCUUUACAAUUCAGGUCAGAGAUUCUGAACCGCCACGCUUCAUGAACUGCCCACGCAGCAUUCGUCGUUACAUCGAAACCUCUCGAGAAAAUACGACCUUUGUCCAGUGGGAUGAACCAAUAGCUGAUGAUAACGUUGGAAUCUCAUGGCCAUGGCACAGGUCACACAAACCUGGAACAAGAUUUGCUGUGGGUGACCACCAUGUCUCCUACGUAGUCAAUGACCUCGCAGGAAAUAACGUCAGUUGUGACUUUGUGGUUUCUAUCAUUGAAGCGAGAUGUCCAUCCGAAAGGACCACGAUAGGAGGAAAGAAUUUCACGUGGUCAUCAACGAUGACCAGUACUCAGGCUGAAUCCGCCGAACGAUGUCCUGUUAAUACUGCUUACGGUGGGCAUCCGGUGGCUGUCCGAUACUGUCAGUUUGACUACACUGAUGUGGGACUUUGGCAAAGGGUGAAGAUCCGAACCUGUGGUAGAGACAUCACCCCUCUUGAUUUCAGGGAUCUAAGUAUGGUGCCUGUUUCAAAGUACAACGUGAAAGAGGUAGCGAAGUAUGUAGAAGCUGUUGUGGUAAAUCAGACUGAAUUUGAGCGAGAGGACAUUAUGUUCUUAUCUGACACACUGCAGAACAUGGCCGAUGUGGAAUCCCCUUCCAAAACAGUUUCCAAUGCAUUCGUUGAGAUAGUUGACAGAGUGGCUGAGUCUGACAUACCGGCAGCUACAAGGGAAGAGGUCGGGCAUGAACUCGGCACUAUUCUUCAAACUCUCGACAGACAGAUUAUGGAGAGCGCCCACUGCGACAAGACGCUUAACAUCGCCACCGCUUUCAUCGCGGUGCGAACCGCGUCGUUUCGUCCUGAUGAUGUCACAAUGGGACUGACGUUUGCGCCUGUGACAUCUGAUAAAGACAAUAAUGGCGAGGAAGGGGAGAAAGAAGAAAUAUUUCUCAGGACCAUUAUCAAGAAUGAUACAGGUCCAAUGCAGAAACACCUGCAGAUGGAAGCAUUUAUUCAACUGCCUUCUGAAGUCUUUGAAGUUGCCUUCAACGGGAGUGCCAUCCCAGUUAGCUUUGUUGUUUACAAAGACGACACUCUCUUCCCAUCCGAGCGCCUUCGUCGUCGACAAGAAAACUAUACACAGAGCUUCUCCCUUGGAACGACUUGGUCCCCUGGUGGUGAUGAUGGAAACGUAGCCCCACAGAUCCCUCGAAUGACCAAGGUGCUGGGACCAAUAUUGUCAGCAUCGGUCGCAGGCGGUAUGACAAUUGUCAAUCUGAAUGAUCCGGUUGUGAUUGAAUUCGGAGCUGAGGAGGGUUUAAAUUAUUCCAACAUUGAAUGUGUGUUCUGGGAUUUCACGUUGGAGCAAGGGAGAGGAGACUGGUCAGACAAGGGUUGCCAAUUUGCAGGGCGUCGCAGUGAUGGAAAUAUUAUCUGCUACUGCAAUCAUUUGACAAAUUUUGCUGUGUUAGUGGAUAUUCACGGUCAAUUAGAUAUCAACCAGAAGGAGAAGUUUGCAUUGGAUCUUAUUACGAGAAUCGGCUGCUUCUUGUCCAUUGCUGGUCUAUCUUUCACCAUCCUGACAUUUCUUUUAUUCAAAUCCCUCCGUACGAAUCGGUCUCGUCAAAUCCUUAUCCACCUCUGUUUCGCGCUCCUCGUCCUUUACGUGGUGUUCAUAUGUGGAAUUGUAGCGACGCGCAUCCGGUAUGCUUGCUUGGUGGUGGCUGCCUUGCUACAUUACCUCGUAUUGGUAACUGUCAUGUGGAUGGGAGUAGAAGCGCGUCACAUGUACGUCAUGCUGGUCAAGGUCUUCAAGAGUGAGAGAUCGAGGUUCGUCAUCAAGGCCGCCCUCAUCGCUUGGGGUAUUCCAGUUAUCCCUGUUACAAUUGCAGUGGGAUUGUCGAUGGAUAGCUAUAAAAACACAGCAUAUUGUUUUCUGAUGCCAAGUCACGUGAUGUACUACGGGCUGCUUCUACCAAUAGGCGUGAUCUUACUGCACAACAUUAUCACAUUCAGUCUAGCCAUUAGAAACUUGCUUUGCUCUGAUAUGAGUGGAAACUCCGUCAAUAAAACCAAACGAGAGCAGGUAAUAUCAAGGCUUCAGAAUGCUGUGUGCAUGUCCGUCUUGCUAGGGUUGACAUGGUCAUUUGGCUUCUUAGCUGUUGGUGAUGCUUCCUUCGCCUUCCGUCUACUCUUCUGUAUCUUCAACAGCUUCCAAGGGUUCAUCAUCUUCGCUUUGUUCUGCAUCCGGUCCAAAGAGGUCCGCAGCGCCUGGAGUUCCCUCUCCAUCAUCGAGUGCAACAUCCGCAGCCAGUCUUACCGCGUCAAGGAGAAAAGCUACCAUGCGAACUCGGAGUCUGCGUGGAACGGCCCUUGCGUUAUCGACUGGGGUGAUGCUCCUGGGUUGGACGCGUAUCUUCAUGCCAACAAACAGAGGUUUCGUGACAGCGCCAAUAGCGACGAGUCAAGGAUCGCUACCUACAGCGUUAGCGCAAGCGCUCUGAAUACGAACAAGAUUAACAAUGGCUGGUGACAGGUCCAAGCAGGAAGCUCAGAAGAAAGCGAUGUAAAUAUAUUUAUUCCAAGGGAAAGAGAUUCUUGAGAAAGAAAUGAUACAGCCAUGAGCAGCUUCCGUGAUAAAUGCAAUCCGGGCUAUUAGAUUAAAACAAAAAGACAGACGUGUCUCGGGUAAUGCUAGCCAAAUUAGACAUAAUAAGAUAUCCUGUAUACAACAAGUAUUAUGAAAUGAAUACAUCACAUUACUACCCUGAUUAGGAAUAUUAUAAUAAGUGUUAUUUCACCAUUCUUUAUCGAUUCUGAUUUCCAGGGGAGAAUUUCUUAUAUGUAUAUAAAGCAAUUCAAAAGUAAGCCAUACCGUAUAUAGACUCUUCCCAUGGAUCUUGCAAUUUUCGUAAUAGUUAUGGUGUAGGUCUAAAAACUUUGGUAUGUUGACUUUUUUCUAUUGUAUGAAAUUGUAUGAAACUGUGAUCCGCAAUCAGAUUGAAUUUUCUUAAAAUGCUGAAAAUAUGAAAUGAUUAAAACUCUUAAAAUGAAUCUCAAAAUAUAAGGCCAUGUUAAGAGAGUAUCUUUCUGAAGUUGAAUUCAUUAAUCAUUAUCAUACACAUCUCAUGGAUCCAAAUUAACCAACUUCCAAAGCAACAGCCAUUACACUGCAAAAACUCCGGUGUUUAUUUACCAGCAGCCCGGAAUAUACAGUAUAUAAUUACGUUCACACCAGAGAAGUGUUAAACAACACCAGUUUGGUUUUGGUCUAACACAAAAUAGGUGUUUAUGCAACAUCAAUUAAUGUUAAAACAGCAUCGGUUUGAUUCCAAACUAGUGUAUCAAAGUAAUUUUUAAACUUAUUGAAUCACGUAUCUAAUUUUUGUUCUCUCUAUUUUGUAGUUGUAUUCGAUAGGAAAGAUGGAUUUAA